Messenger RNA from Solanum verrucosum, 2582 nucleotides. RefSeq names its product chloride channel protein CLC-c-like. Bases 113 to 2443 code for a protein of 776 amino acids. Gene Ontology annotation, cellular component: plant-type vacuole membrane; intracellular membrane-bounded organelle. Gene Ontology annotation, molecular function: voltage-gated chloride channel activity. The transcript is spliced from 7 exons. Gene Ontology annotation, biological process: chloride transport; transmembrane transport. NCBI's taxonomy places the organism in Eukaryota, Viridiplantae, Streptophyta, Magnoliopsida, Solanales, Solanaceae. The record is from RefSeq and is a predicted model, not a curated record.
UACAGAAUUUUGGAAAAUUUUAAAGAUUAGUCGAUUUCUUGAAAGUGGGGUUUUGUAUAAUUUAAUGUAUUGUAAUAUGUAGGAAAAAAGAGGAAAUUUUGAGAGGUGGGUAAUGAUGAGAGAUCAAGAAGAUAUAGAAAAUGAAGGAGUUGGGGUAAUGGUAAUGGAAGAUGGGAAAGAUUUAGAGAGGAAUAUUUCAUCUGAGAGUGGUUUUAGAGAGCCAUUGCUUAAAUCAAAGAGUAGAGUCAAUAAUACAUCACAAAUUGCUAUUAUUGGAGCCAAUGUUUGCCCUAUUGAGAGUCUUGAUUAUGACAUUGUUGAAAAUGACCUAUUCAAGCAAGAUUGGAGAUCAAGGAAAAAGGUCCAGAUAUAUCAAUAUAUAUUCCUAAAGUGGACACUUGUGCUUCUUAUUGGAUUGAGUACAGGACUUGUUGGUUUCUUUCUAAACAUAGCAGUGGAAAAUAUUGCUGGGUUCAAGCUUCUGCUUGCUAGUGAUUUAAUGCUUGAGGAUAAGUAUUUCCGUGCAUUUGCUACUUUUGCAGGUUGCAAUUUGGGUCUUGCGACUUGUGCUGCGAUCCUAUGUGCAUUUAUUGCACCUGCAGCUGCAGGGUCAGGAAUUCCUGAAGUUAAAGCAUAUUUGAAUGGUGUGGAUGCUCAUUCCAUUUUAGCUCCUAGUACUUUAUUUGUGAAGAUAAUUGGUUCUGUUUUGGGUGUUUCUGCUGGAUUUGUUGUUGGUAAGGAAGGACCCAUGGUCCACACUGGCGCUUGUAUCGCAAACUUACUUGGACAGGGCGGCUCCCGCAAAUAUCAUCUGACGUGGAAGUGGCUGAGGUAUUUCAAAAAUGACCGUGACCGCAGAGAUUUGAUCACUUGUGGUGCUGCAGCUGGUGUUGCAGCCGCUUUCCGAGCUCCAGUUGGUGGUGUUCUUUUUGCUCUCGAAGAAGUAGCCUCAUGGUGGCGAAGUGCUCUACUUUGGAGGACUUUCUUCACAACUGCUAUAGUAGCUAUGGUGCUCAGAUCUUGCAUUCAAUUCUGUCGGAGUGGGAACUGUGGUCUAUUUGGUCAAGGAGGUUUGAUAAUGUUUGAUGUGAAUUCAGGAUCUCCUAAUUAUAACACUGUAGAUGUACUGGCGGUAUUGACAAUUGGAGUUCUUGGAGGCCUUUUGGGAAGCCUUUAUAAUUAUCUUGUGGAUAAGGUCCUGCGGACUUACAGCAUCAUUAAUGAGAGAGGUCCUGCUUUCAAAGUCAUGCUCGUAAUGACCAUUUCGAUCCUGACUUCUCUUUGUUCGUAUGGUCUUCCAUGGUUUGCAAGUUGCACACCUUGCCCUGUAGGCUUGGAGGAAAAAUGCCCUACUGUUGGUCGCUCUGGAAACUAUAAGAAUUUCCAGUGUCCAGCUGGGCAUUACAAUGAUCUGGCCUCCCUGUUUAUGAAUACCAAUGAUGAUGCCAUCCGCAAUUUGUUUAGUGCAGAAAAUUCAAGUGAAUUCCACCUUUCUACACUUUUUGUCUUCUUCGCUGGGGUAUAUUGCCUUGGCAUUAUUACCUAUGGAAUUGCUAUUCCCUCUGGGCUGUUCAUUCCUGUCAUACUUGCUGGAGCCUCAUAUGGACGUCUUGUUGGAAGUGUCUUGGGUUCGGUCUCUAAUCUUAAUAAUGGCCUGUUUGCGCUCCUUGGGGCUGCCUCCUUCCUUGGUGGUACUAUGAGGAUGACAGUAUCACUCUGUGUCAUACUGCUUGAGCUCACCAAUAAUCUGCUAAUGCUUCCGUUGGUGAUGCUUGUUCUCCUUGUAUCAAAAACUGUGGCCGAUAGUUUUAACAAGGGUGUCUAUGACCAGAUUGUGAAAAUGAAAGGCUUGCCUUACUUGGAAGCACACGCCGAACCUUACAUGAGGCAAUUGGCUGCAGGAGAUGUUUGUUCUGGGCCUUUAGUAACAUUUUCAGGUGUUGAGAAGGUAGGGAACAUAGUACACGCUUUGAAGUUUACUAGACACAAUGGGUUUCCCGUGGUUGAUUUACCACCAUUCUCAGACGCGCCAGAGUUCUGUGGACUUGUUUUAAGGUCACAUUUAGUUGUUUUGCUCAAAGGGAAGACAUUCACGAAACUAAGUGUACUGAGUGGCUCCAAUAUUUUGAAGAGGUUUCAUGCAUUUGAUUUCGCGAAACCAGGAUCAGGGAAGGGGCUUAAGUUUGAGGAUUUGUCCUUCUCCCCCGAGGAGAUGGAAAUGUAUGUUGAUCUCCAUCCUAUCACAAAUACAUCUCCAUACACAGUAGUGGAAACCAUGUCUCUGGCCAAAGCUGCAAUUCUUUUCCGUGAACUUGGUCUCAGACACUUGUGUGUCGUCCCAAAGACUACCAAGAGAAAUCCAAUUGUUGGAAUCUUGACAAGGCAUGACUUCAUGCCAGAGCAUAUAAAGGGACUGUAUCCACAUUUGGUCCAUCACAAGUAAACAGGAGAAAAUAACUCUUUCAACAAGCAAAUGGCAAUUUAGGGAAGUGUUUAUACACACUCCACCAUUGAGCUCUCUGUACAAUCUUCCUAAAUUUUUAUUUAUUUCAUUGUUAAAUAAAUUUAGAAGAAAGAUGAUC